AUGAGAGCCAAGUGGAGAAAGAAGCGAGUUCGCCGCCUGAAGCGCAAGAGAAGAAAGACGAGAGCGAGAUCCGCCUUGUACGAUGGACGCACAAGCCACACCAGCAACCUACUGAACAGCGGCUGGGACGUGAAGGGCAACGAAAACGGCAUGGAACAGAAAGGAAACGCGUUUAUGAUGAAGGGCACCCAAAUGUUUUCUCUAACACCGGCUGAGCGACCUCCAGAUGGGAGACUGCCUUUGAGAGCUUUGGAAGGCCUGGCAGGGAAAUAG
Molecule: messenger RNA, 273 nt
Organism: Fulvia fulva
Lineage: Eukaryota; Fungi; Ascomycota; Dothideomycetes; Mycosphaerellales; Mycosphaerellaceae
Exons: 2
Coding region: 1-273 (90 amino acids)
Biological process (GO): translation
Cellular component (GO): ribosome
Molecular function (GO): structural constituent of ribosome
Source: RefSeq, a predicted model, not a curated record